Molecule: messenger RNA, 7921 nt
Organism: Epinephelus fuscoguttatus (brown-marbled grouper)
Lineage: Eukaryota; Metazoa; Chordata; Actinopteri; Perciformes; Serranidae
Gene: dennd4c
Product: DENN/MADD domain containing 4C
Exons: 34
Coding region: 323-6106 (1927 amino acids)
Biological process (GO): regulation of Rab protein signal transduction
Cellular component (GO): cytoplasmic vesicle; ESCRT I complex
Molecular function (GO): protein binding
Source: RefSeq, a predicted model, not a curated record
CAGGGACUGAAGCCUCUCCUCUUCUCUGGGCGGUUCCAGUCUGAGAGAGACGUUUAGGAAGAAAGCCCACUAACAAAACUAUCAGCGCAGACACAAACAUGGCGCCUGCCUCCGCCGACAACUUCAGAUGAAAGUGUGGCGAAGCAGCAAAGUUUCACAGGAGUACCUCGAAGUGGCUUUUUUUCGCGCGCGCCGUCCUGUUUUUACCUGUUUCGGUUUGCACACGAAGAAAUACGGAAUAUAACAAGCGGGUAGAAACAGCAAGUUGCCUACAUGUCAACAUUGUCUCUCGCUGCAGUGUAAACAGCUGGUACGCCCAGCCAUGAUCGAGGACAAGGGUCACCGUGUGACCGACUACUUUGUGGUGGCUGGGCUGACAGACAAGUCCACGCCCCUGGAGCAGGACCUGUCAGAGACCAAGUCCAGCGGGCCCAAAGCGCCCAUCACCGACCUGGCCGUCAUUAACAGGUCAGCAGGAGAAACAGUGCCCGAGGGCUUCACUUGUAUCGACACCACAUACAGCGGUCAGCCAGCCAACCUUAAUCAUGGCAGCCUCAAGAGCCCUGAGCUGUUUCUGUGCUACAAGAGGGGUCGAGGGAAGUCUCCGCUCAUCGACAUCGGGGUGCUUUACGAGGGCAAGGAGCGUCUGAUCCACGGCUGCGAGGUCAUCCAGGCCACACCAUACGGCCGCUGCGCCAACGUUAACAACAGCUCUGCCAACUCGCAGCGCAUCUUCAUCACCUUGCGCAGAGCGCCGCCCGUCCAGCCUCAGAACUCCCUGGCAGUGACAGACAUCUGUGUCAUUAUCACCAGCAAAGGCGAGACGCCACCACAUACCUUCUGCAAGGUGGAUAAGAACCUCAACUGUGGCAUGUGGGGAUCCAAUGUGUUCUUGUGUUACAAGAAGUCAGUAUCUGCGUCUAACUCCAUCAGUUACAAAGCUGGUCUCAUCUUUCGUUACCCAGAAGAGGACUACGAGUCUUUUCCUCUGUCAGAAUCUGUCCCUCUGUUCUGUUUGCCCAUGGGUGCCAAGAUCGAAUGUUGGGCACCGAACACACGAGAUCCUCUGCCUGUCUUCUCCACAUUCGUCUUAACCAUCUCCUCUGGUGAAAAGGUGUAUGGAUCAGCCAUCCAGUUCUACGAGCCACAUCCAGUGGAUCAGUUGAGUGAGAAGCAGAAGAUCCAGCUGGGCUUGCUCACCACCGUGGAGAAGAAGAUGAUCCCCAACCGGCCUGUAAACACCAAUAAGUGCAUCUGCCUGCUGUCCCGCUGGCCCUUCUUUGAGUCCUUCCGCAAGUUCUUGAUGUUCCUCUACAAGCUCUCCGUCUCAGGCCCACACCCACUGCCUAUUGAAAAGCACAUCUCGCACUUCAUGCACAAUGUGUCAUUUCCUUCCCCUCAGAGGCCAAGAAUAUUGGUCCAGCUCUCGGCACAUGACACCUUGAUCCUCUCCCAGCCUGUGUGUACGCCUUUACCCCUCAGCGGGGCAGACUACGGCACUCUGCUGAUGAAUCUGGGCUCAGAGAACUGCGCCACGCUGCUGCACUUUGUCCUGCUGGAGAGCAAGAUCCUGCUGCACUCACUGCGGCCCGCUGUGCUCACCGGAGUGGCUGAGGCUGUGGUGGCUAUGAUCUUCCCCUUCCAGUGGCAGUGUCCCUACAUCCCCCUGUGCCCGCUCUCCCUCGCAGGCGUCCUCAACGCUCCAUUGCCUUUCAUAGUGGGCGUGGACUCCCGCUACUUUGACCUUUACGACCCCCCGCCUGAUGUUGUCUGUGUGGAUCUGGACACCAACACUAUCUACCUGUCUGACGAAAAGAGACACAGCAACUGGAAGAACCUCCCAAAGAAGCCCUGCAAGAGUCUCGUCAACUCCCUGAGCAACUUGCACCACCAGCUGGCCACAGUUUCAGUCCGUCAAACAGCGCAGGAAAACUCGUUAGUAAACUCGGCAGUGGACAUGACCCCCAUCGAAGCAGACUUCACCUGGCACAAGAAGAAGACGGCCCUGGAGAUGGAAAUCCAGGAGGCCUUCCUUCGCUUCAUGGCCUCCAUCCUGAAGGGCUACCGCUCCUACCUCACACCCAUCACCCAGGCGCCUUCCGAAAAGGCCACGGCUGCAGACUCCCUCUACGACCUGCAAGGGUUCCUCAAAAGCAGAGACAGAGCCCACCAGAAGUUCUACUCCCAGCUUACCAAGACCCAGAUAUUCAUCCGCUUCAUUGAGGAGUGCACCUUUGUCAGUGACAAGGACACCGGCUUGGCCUUCUUUGACGACUGCGUGGAGAAGCUUUUUCCCUCUGAUAAAAUCACCGACAAGGGCACCAAGGUCGAAGGAGAGUCAUCUGAGGACACGAGACUGUUAGAGCUGGACGAGUCCCAGAAGAGCGAGCACACUGUCUUUGUCAUGCCUCCUGAACCUCCAGUUGAUGAUGGAACUGAACCUGCCCCAAAAUACACUUACAAAGGUUUCCCCAGGCUGCGUAUGGAGCUAUUUGACCGUCCUCGGGAGUUACGACCAGCAAUCAGCAGCAGAGCAGCAGGAGCCAGUCUGUCCAGCAGCCCCGCACUACUGGCUAAGAGGACAAAGCAGGAGAUCAAGCUAGCGUACAAGAUGGCCAAGCGUUUCUACUCCAACCCUCCGCUGUGGGCACGCUGUCUGUUCAGCCACUGCUACAGCCUGUGGUUCAUCUGCCUGCCGGCAGCCGUGAGACUAUCCAAGUCUAAAAGCCGUGCCAUGCAUCAGGCGUACAACGUGCUCCUGAAGAUGAGGACCACUGAGGUGGAGGUGCUGGAUGAGGUGUGUUACAGAGUUGUGAUGCAGCUGUGUGGUGUGUGGGGUCUUCCUGUCAUGGCUGUACGAGUCCUGGUUGAGAUGAAGAAAGCUGGAGUACAUCCGAACGCCAUCACAUAUGGAUACUACAACAAGGCCGUCUUAGAGAGCCCAUGGCCGAGCAGGAACCGCAGUGGCCUCUUUAUGUGGACAAAGCUUCGUAAUGUGCUUCGUGGAGUGGCCCAGUUCAAGCACGCUCUACACCGAACCUCAUCCGAGAAGGGACCCACACUUAGUAACACAGCUGCAUCAACAGUCAGUGAUGCUGACCGUUUAAGUCAUGGAAGUGCUGACAGCUCAAGUGAGGUCAACGGUGAGGAGCACAACCUGUUUGCCCACAGCCACGGCAUGGAAGACGCAGCAGACAACCACUGUAGCACAGGAAGGCAGUCUGAUCAAGGCUACGGCUCUAAGGAUGAGCUACACCAGGAGCUGGCGGAGCCUUCACACACACCUGUACUUGCCGCUGAAGAGAGAAACGGUUCCAAAGCACAGCGUAAUGGAAGUGACAUUGCCGGCUCGGUGGACAGUGCUGUAGCAGUAGCAGAGCCCCCCAGUCCUGUUGAUGUGUCCUCGCCGGUCCCCAGUAUUGUGAAGCUGUCCACAGGGAGCUUUGAUGGAGGCAGGGAAACAGGUACAGGGAAGCUGUUCAGGAGACACAGCAAGAAUGAUAGCGUGUCUUUUCCUGAUGAUACGGCCGAGCUGCCAUCAGGGGAUGUAGCUCACCAGUCUCAGCAGCAGCGGCAGAAAUGCUUUGCCGAACGCAGCUGUAGCUUCAGCGCUGAAACCCGUGCUGGGAUGCUCCUAGAGCAAGGCGUGGACCACAUGGCCAGUCAGAUGGGUGCUGAUGCCCGUAUCCUGACUGCAGCGCUCUGUUCGGGCCAAAGUCCACCCCCUAAUAGUGUGUCCAAAGCACUUUUCAAAGACCUGGAAGAAGAGAAUGAAGAUGAUCAGGACUUGACACGGGUAAAGCUGCAAGAGGAAGAGGGGCCAGGAGCAUCAGAAGAAGGGAAGGGAGAUGAUGAAGAGGUGGAGGGGACAGAGAUAAAAACAGAGAAACGACAGAGGAAGCAAACGGAAACAAACGAAGAGGACUCUGGUUUGCGAGGGCCGACCCUGGAGAGGGAGGACGUGGAGGUGGGCGCUGACCCGCUUUCCCUCCUUAUGACCGAGAGUGAAGAGUCGGCCUCUGUCACCAGCCAGGAGCCACCGCGCUCCAUGCCUGCUGUGGUGUCCCGCAACCUGGCCGAGGAGAUCGAAAUGUACAUGAGCCUACGAAGCCCCCUGGGUGUGAAGUCCUCCAGCAUGGAGCUCCAGCAGGCCCAGGGAGACACUGUCGACACCCCACAGCCCAAACAGUCAAUGGAGCGCAGGUCCAGCCUCCCCGUGCCUCCAGUCAAAACUCCAACGGGCUCCCCAGGUGAUACACCCAAACGCAGCCCCAACGCUGUUACUCGCUCCAAGACUUUUGCAGCAAAGACAAAGACUCCUGGCAGCACUGCGGGAAGCCCAGGUCCAAGAUCAUCCUCACUGACAGCGCUGGUCAAGUCCUCCCAGGGAGGGUCGUUGGGCUCAGUCAUCAACUCCAUUUCAGGCAUCAAGAUGGACACCCUCUUGUCGGGACCUAAGAUUGACGUGCUUAAAUCUGGCAUGAAACAGGCGGCAAAUGUGGCCAGCAAAGUGUGGGGAGCAGUCGCUUCAGCUUACUCUUACUCAGAUGAUGAGGAUGAAGCUCAGGGUGGUGGCGGCGGCUUCCCGUCCCAUCUGGAUGAAAACAUGCUGGCUGCACAUGACGUAGACGAGAGCCCUGAGAGAGGAGCAAUACCCAGGUUGGUGGCCAACGGUCUCAACCAGAGCUGCACCAGCCUGGGCAGCAGCAGCGGCAGCAGUGACACGGGCCGAGGGACCCAGCAGAUACAUCCAACUCCAGGACGAGCAGGCAGGGGUCCAGACUCUGAGCAAGGCUCCUCACAUCACGCUUCUUCCACAAGCAUUUACCAGAACUGCGCACUGGAGGUUCUGAUGUCCAGCUGCUCCCAGUGCCGCUCGUGUGAAGCCCUGGUGUACGACGAGGAGAUAAUGGCAGGCUGGACAGCCGACGACUCCAACCUGAAUACCAACUGUCCUUUCUGUCGCACAGCCUUUCUCCCCUUACUGCAUGUGGAGUUUCAUGACUUGCGCACAAUGACUGGGUUCUACGUGAAUCCCAGUGCUUCACAAGACAGUCUCCACAGCACCAGUGCCCAGCCCACAGCCAGCGGCUCAGCUGACAUAAAGACACCAGACCUUAUCGCUUUCCCUGAAGAAGAACCAAGGGAGACUCCAGAUAAUCUGCCUGGAUCACAUAGGAGUCUGAUCCCAGAGCCAGUGCAGUCGGACCCCCUGGGUCUCCUUGAGCACCAGGCAGCGGGGAAGCAGCAGAAGUGCAGUGGGACGUCACUGACGCGCAGCAACAGUGUUGGUGGCCCUUUUCAGAGCCUGGACUACUCCCAGAGACCCGGGCACGGCGUCUCCACCACGAGCUUGCCCUGCAGCCUGCAAGAGGUGUCGGAUGGCAUGGGGACAAAACGGCCGAACCCCAAGCCUGUGUCCGUACCAUACCUCAGCCCGUUGGUGCUGCGCAAGGAGCUGGAGACCCUGUUGGAGAACGAGGGAGAUCAGGUGAUCUACACCCACAAGUUCCUCAACCAGCACCCCAUCAUCUUCUGGAACCUGGUUUGGUAUUUCCGCCGUCUGGACCUGCCCAGUCAUUUACCUGGUCUCAUCCUUACCUCUGAACACUGCAACAAAGGAGUCCAGCUGCCCCUGACGUCACUGUCCCAGGACAGCAAGCAGGUAUACGUCCAGCUCCUGUGGGACAACAUCAACCUGCACCAGGAACACGGAGAGCCCCUCUACCUGCUCUGGAGGACCUUGUUGGAGAAAAAGGGAACAUUGGCGCCGACAGACCACCAGGAGAUCCGUACCCUCCUCAACACAAUUGUUCGCAACAUCCAGACCAACGACGUCUACGGGCCCAUCAACCUGUUGAUCCGAGAGAUCAAACGGCGCCCGGAGGGUGUCAAACGGCAGAGGAGUAUCUAUAGAGAAAUAUUGUUCCUCUCACUGGUGGCUUUGGGGAGGGAGAACAUCGACGUAGAGGCCUUCGACAGGGAGUACCGCCUGGCGUACGACGAACUGAGCCCCGAGCAGCUCAAGUCUUUACUCCGCUUCGAUCGACCGCCCAGCGCCAGUGUCCAGUGGUGCCUUAAAUGCUUCGGCAGCCCCAUCAUCUGACCACAAACGCCUGCAGCAAAGAUGAAAGAACCCGACUGGUCAAGCGCGACAGGUGGCAGGAGGGAAGGAUAGGUGGCGAGACAGGGUGUGAGCAAAAAAUUAUUCUGUAUUCAAACACCACCAAUCGCCCAAACAUGGUACUUCUUCUUCUUCCCUUUGUCUUGGAAGAUGCCCCAUCAUCUUUUUUUUUUUUCAUUUUUCUUUUUUUUUUUACCACCUUAUGAUGCUUUUCAUCGGCUUUUCCAAGCAGCUACUUACAGGUGGGACUGUUUCUGUAAAUGGCUCGGAAAAGCUGCAGUGAAUCCUUUGGGACUAGUUGAGGUGUGUUUCUUUAAAGAUGGUGUAUAAAAUGAUUAAUCACUGUACAGAAUGUAUUGACUGCCCUUAUGGUGUAGACACAUCUGUGUCCGUGUGUGUGACAGUUCCUUGUCUCAUAGCCUUUUGCCUGCUCUGCUAAGAUCUGCGUUAACUCUCCCAACAUUAGAUCAGUCCGACUUAUUUGAGAGCGUGUACAGAUCCAGACUGUUCUUUUGUGCACUUUCUAAAAAAACACAAGUCCACCUGUCUUUUGUACAUAUUGUUUACUUCGGGGGGAAAUCUGAAACCAGGGUUGCCUAUUUUUCUGGCGGCAACACGUCUCCAUGACUGUUUAUGUGAUCCAAGUCUUAAUGAAUGUUCAGGUUUGUUUCUUUGUAAAUGUACAUGGAUGUGUAAAUACGCAAUGGAAGCACACACGUGAAUGGGAGAGGACUGAGGACAAUCACUAAUUAUCAAUCACUAGAAUUAAUUCUGCAACAUUCCAGGUGCCCUGCAAUCAAAACAGGUCUUAAAGAAGUGACACUCGACCCACGUGUGAUUAAAACCAGACGACUGGGCGGGCGAGAUUAUAAAACAAAUGCAUCAAUGGGAAGUGAAAAGGCAUGCCACACUACUGAUCCCCACACUUUAAAAUGAAGACACAUGUUCUGUCGCAGGGAAAGGCGGCUCUGUGCCUCAGCGACAGAGCAGUCAGUCCAACUUGUGUUUUUAAUAUCUGCGUUUUUUUUUUUAACAGUAACAUACUUUACUUGUUCAGCUAAUAUGCCUUAUUCUAAUGGUAAAUUACAACUCACAUGUGCUGGGGCUGCUCCUUACUCUAGCUUAGAACGAACCAGUAAGGUUGUUUGUUUUUUAAUUGGAUAUUUGCAGACAAGAUUGCUUUUAUGGUUUAUACACAGUAGCAAUUAGAGCUUUAUACUGCAAAGGGCUUCUUCAGUACUGCUGACACUGUGUUAAGAAAGACAGUUUCACAACAUGACAUUCCACUAAAUGCUCCGACUAAAGCAAAGUGCUGUUGGGAUGAACUGUUGGGAAAUGGGCGUAGGUGGUCCGAUUGUAGCCUUGGGAGAGUGACUUGUACAGAAGCGAUAAUAUUGUGAAAUAUUCAAUUUGCACUGCAGAGAUUUAAAAAAAAAACAAAAAACCCUGACCUUUAUCAAGGAAGAUGAGAUGAGACCACCUCUAAACAGUAGUUUUUCCUCCAAAACAAGAUGAAAUUCUCAAUUAUUUAUUUUUGUAUCAUUGACAUAUGGAUUGCAGACGGUGUAACUUUAGCAUUUGUAUGACUAACAAUCCCCACUUUCCCUUUUAGUUUGUUUCAAGGGACCCCACCCUGUACUGACUUUGUAAAUUUGACCUCCUUAUGGCAGAGGAUGUACAGAAGAGACUGUUCUUUAACAAUAGAUUAAGUGAUCUCUUACCGUCCUGUGGAAAGGAAUUGAAUGUCUACACUUAAGUGCGCUGCAAUAAAUGAGUUUGUGAACUGAUUGAGAACAA